UGUAUGACGCAACUGUCAUGGCGCUUUCCGUAUUCUGGUGGUCUUGCUGUUAGUGACUGUUAAGAAACAUUUAACUACUGUCGUGAAUUAAUCUUAGUCUUUAUCAGUGUGUUUAACUACAACAAAAAUUAAGAUGCCCCUAUCGUGUAGGUUCUACAAGGAACGAUUUCCAGAGAUAGAGGAUGUCGUCAUGGUGAAUGUGCGAUCCAUCGCUGAGAUGGGUGCAUACGUCAGCCUCCUCGAAUACAACGCCAUCGAAGGCAUGAUCCUGCUGAGCGAGUUGUCACGGCGACGCAUCCGCUCGAUAAACAAACUGAUCCGUGUCGGACGCAGCGAGUGUGUAGUCGUCAUCCGCGUCGGCAAGGAGAAGGGUUACAUAGAUCUGUCAAAGAGACGAGUGUCACCAGAGGAAAUAGUCAAAUGCGAAGAAAAAUUUGCAAAAGCAAAAGCAGUGAACAGCAUCCUGAGACAUGUCGCUGAAAUCUGUCAGUAUGAGACUGAUGAACAGCUGGAGGAUCUAUACAACAAGACCGCCUGGCACUUUGAGGAGAAGUAUAACCAACAGUCGAGUUCCUACGACGCCUUCAAGCAUGCCGUAACGGACCCAUCGAUAUUGGACGAGUGUGAGUUAGACGAGGAAACCAAGUCAGUCCUUCUUGCCAACAUUCGGCGUAGACUGACGCCGCAGGCCGUCAAAAUUCGCUCGGACGUCGAAGUGUCUUGCUUCCGAUAUGAGGGCAUUGACGCUGUCAAGACUGCUCUGAAGAAAGCGUUGGCAUUGUCGACGGAGGAAAUGCCGGUCAGGAUCAAUCUCAUCGCGCCUCCCUUGUACGUCGUCACGACGACAACUCUAGAGAGAGCCGAUGGCCUAAAGACGCUCACUGAAGCUGUCGAAAACAUUAAGGAAAGCAUAGAGGGCAGUGGCGGACACUUCACUCUUAAACUGGCCCCAAAGGUGGUGACGGACACGGAAGAGAUUGAGCUGGCUAAGAGGCUCGAGCAGCUGGAGAUGGCCAACACGGAGGUGGACGGCGACGUUGACUCCUCAGCCGACGAGGACGCCGGCACCGACAGCGAGCGAGAGGUCAAGGUCGACGCGGGAGACGGCGAAGCGAAGGUCGACGCGGGAGACGGCGAAGCGAAGGUCGACGCGGGAGACGGCGAAGCGAAGGUCGACGCGGGAAACGGUGAAGCGAAGCCCGUCGAGGCAUAGAGGGCGCCACUCAUCGGUGAUCCCAGGGGGGGCGCGGCAAGCGUCACGCUACGUGCCGCUGGGUCUGUAACCGGGAAUGUUCCGAGUGGCAUUCGGAGAGCCUUGGAUAAUUACGAUUGUUUGACAGUCAAACCCGAGGAAGCGGACACAUGUAGAAUGGUUGUCUGUCUGAAGGAUGCUAUUGGCAUUUGCUUCGACGUGCAGUUAUACACUGAUAACACUUCUAUUGAACGAACAGCUGUCUGUAAAAGACGCUUCCAACGUUUACCUUGAAUGACCCUUCUAUACAGGUUGACUGUACUGAACGACUGAAUGCCACAAGGACCAUCUACGGUCAGAAUUCGGCGGCAACGUAUCAGGCGUGCAUGUCUUCUCAUGGGUGUAGAUGCGGUGUAUUUUUGAACAUCAUGAAUCAGUGGUAACAUGAAUCAUUGUUGACACCAUGGCCUGGUAUUACCUAUACUUUUUAAUAAUACUGUGGCUGCACUCAGAUCUGAGCAGGCAGGGUCUUAUUAAAUUGCAGAGGAAGAGUUUGCUAACAGGUAAUGGAAAAAGCAAGCUAGAUACCAAGGCUAUGGAUUCAUUGGUCAGACACGAAUUCUUAUUGAAGAAAGAUGGGCAUUUACGUGUGAAACUAUCAUGUUAAUGUCCGAGCUAUUUCUGCCUGGCAUUAAAAGUUACAAGUAGUGCCACCUGGUGUGCGAAAUAUUGAGUGAACUGUCAACUACCGGAAUGGCGGAAAAUCAUAUUAAAAUAUAUCGUCGGUGGAAAACUGUU
This is a messenger RNA of Priapulus caudatus, 1990 nucleotides long. Its product is annotated as eukaryotic translation initiation factor 2 subunit 1-like. Lineage: Eukaryota; Metazoa; Priapulida; Priapulimorpha; Priapulimorphida; Priapulidae. Gene Ontology annotation, molecular function: ribosome binding; RNA binding; translation initiation factor activity. The record is from RefSeq and is a predicted model, not a curated record. The transcript is spliced from 8 exons. Bases 134 to 1213 code for a protein of 359 amino acids. Gene Ontology annotation, cellular component: multi-eIF complex; eukaryotic translation initiation factor 2B complex; eukaryotic 48S preinitiation complex.